Messenger RNA from Fopius arisanus, 621 nucleotides. The record is from RefSeq and is a predicted model, not a curated record. NCBI's taxonomy places the organism in Eukaryota, Metazoa, Arthropoda, Insecta, Hymenoptera, Braconidae.
AUGAGCUACGUGAAUUUUUCAGAAAAAAUCGUUUGCCCAAGUGAGUGGGUGAGCCUCGUUGAGGCAGAGAAGCUGGAAGACGCCAUACAUGCCGUGAUCGGUAGCCAUGUGCUCAAUUUGAGAAAAAAAGUGCCACCGUUCGUGUUCUUAGAAUUCGAGAUAAAAGGAACAUUGGUGGAAACUCAGGGGACGUUUGUAUUUUUGAAAGAUGCAGAGUUCCAAACUUGGUACGAAUCCUCUGAUCGGUGGAGAGACUUUGCGGAGGCAAAUGUGGGGCUUGAUGCGGACGAGGAGCCGGAUGUGCUAUUUUAUAUGACAGCGGAUGGUGAACUGGCUGACUCGGAUGUCCCCGGAUACAUUGAAUUCCGGGAAAAUGUGUUCAUCCCACGUACGUGGUUUGAGCACAUGCCGAAUGAUGGUGCAAUCCGGGAGCACAUUGUUGGUGCUGUGGGGCUGCAAGUGUUGGAUCCUCGAAAAAGGGUGUGCUUGCAGCGGUGCGCGGCAUCACCGGAGCUGAUCCUCACCCACAUGCGAAGAGGAUAUUGGUUUGUGCCUCGCGAGGACCGCCAAAGGACGAUUCGCGACUAUGCUGGAUACGGACGCAUGGUGUACAGGGUGUAG